Molecule: messenger RNA, 892 nt
Organism: Myotis davidii
Lineage: Eukaryota; Metazoa; Chordata; Mammalia; Chiroptera; Vespertilionidae
Product: granzyme B
Exons: 5
Coding region: 79-861 (260 amino acids)
Biological process (GO): proteolysis
Cellular component (GO): intracellular membrane-bounded organelle; cytoplasm
Molecular function (GO): serine-type endopeptidase activity
Source: RefSeq, a predicted model, not a curated record
CUUCCUUCCUCUUCUGGGCAUAAAAACAGAGCACAGAGAACCACCAGCAGCUCCGACCUGAGCAGCCUUCCUGGGAAGAUGCAGCCCCCCCUGCUCGUGCUCCUGCUGGCCUUUUUCCUGCUCCCCUCGGCAGAGGCAGGUGAGGGACAUGAAGCCAAGUUCCACUCCCGCCCCUACAUGGCCUUUCUUCGCAUUAAAGAUAAGAAGGAGUUCCUGUGUGGCGGUGUCCUUGUGGAAAAGAACUAUGUUCUGACAGCUGCUCACUGCAAUGGAAGGUUAAUCAAUGUCACCCUGGGGGCCCAUAACAUUAAAAAGGAGAAGGAGGAGAAAACCUGGCAGGUCAUGCUGGUAAAAAACGCCUUCCCCCACCCAGACUAUAAUUCAAAAAGUUAUUCCAACGACAUCAUGUUACUACAGCUGGAGAAAAACAUCAAGCAAACUGAUACUGUGAAGCCACUCCGACUGCCCAGGGGCAAGAACAAGUUGAAACCUGGACAGAAGUGCACUGUGGCUGGUUGGGGGAUGGUCACCACAUGGGGCAAAUACCCAGACACUCUGCAGGAGGUACAGCUGACCUUGCAGAACGAUGAGCAGUGUGAAAGCCAUUAUAACUUACGCCAUUAUUACAACAGGACCAUUCAACUGUGUGUGGGGGACCCAUCAGAAGAUAAAGCUUUCUUCCAGGGGGACUCCGGGGGGCCUCUCCUGUGUAGAAAUGAGAUCCAGGGCAUUGUCUCCUAUGGACCCGAAGAUGGGACACCGCCACGAGUCUUCACCAAAGUUGCCAGUUUCCUUCCCUGGAUAAAGAAAACCAUGAAAAGCCUCCAACCGCAGGACCCAGACGAUCUUCUCUGGAGCUAAUCCAGGACCACACUGUGGGGAGGGAGGUGGU